AUGAUGGCACACAAGCAGCAGCCUCUCUACCUGCACCUGGCUGAGCUCACCGCAUCCCAAUUCCUGGACAUCUGGAAGCACUAUGACUCUGACGGAAAUGGCUUCAUUGAAGGAAAGGAACUGGAGAAUUUUUUCCAGGAAUUGGAGGCGGCACGGAGAGGAGCCGGAAUGGAAGGAUCCACCAUUAAUAUUGGAGAGAAGUUGAAAGAAUUUAUGCAAAAGUACGACAAAAAUGCAGAUGGACGCAUAGAGAUGUCAGAGUUGGCUCAGAUUCUCCCGACUGAAGAGAAUUUUCUUCUCUGCUUCCGUCAGCAUGCCGGUUCCAGCACAGAGUUCAUGGAGGCCUGGAGAAAAUAUGACACAGACAGAAGUGGCUACAUAGAGGCAAAUGAACUGAAGGGGUUCCUCUGCGACCUCCUGAAGAAAGCCAAUCGGCCAUUUGAUGAGAAGAAGCUGCAGGAGUAUACACAGACCAUUCUGCGCAUGUUUGACAUGAAUGGUGAUGGGAAGCUCUGCCUGUCCGAGAUGUCCAGGCUGCUUCCCGUGCAGGAGAACUUUCUACUGAAGUUUCAGGGACUGAAGUUGAGCUGUGAUGAGUUUAAUGCAAUAUUCAACUUCUAUGACAAGGACCGGAAUGGCUUCAUUGAUGAGAAUGAACUGGACGCUUUACUGAAAGACUUCUUCGAGAAAAGUAAAAAGGAGGUGGAUAUUCAGAGCCUGACCGGAUACCGCCAGAGCAUCAUGUCGCUGUGUGACGGGGGGCGCCUCUACCGCAAGGAGCUGGAGAUUGUACUCUGCAAUGACUCGUCCCCUUCAAGUAACUGA
This is a messenger RNA of Staurois parvus, 825 nucleotides long. The record is from the annotation of a GenBank genome assembly. Lineage: Eukaryota; Metazoa; Chordata; Amphibia; Anura; Ranidae.